Molecule: messenger RNA, 907 nt
Organism: Megachile rotundata (alfalfa leafcutting bee)
Lineage: Eukaryota; Metazoa; Arthropoda; Insecta; Hymenoptera; Megachilidae
Product: longitudinals lacking protein
Source: RefSeq, a predicted model, not a curated record
CGCAAACUCGUCGCGUUCAUCGAAUUUAUUAGGUACACUAAUAAAUUAGGCGGCAUUCCUCGAUUACCCAGCCAUGCUUCCUAUCGUUUAGAUCUCGUUCGAAAGCUUCGGCCAAAGCAACCAGAUUACUCGAAAGGCAAGUUCUACAUCGGCCAAGUGGCGAAGGAUCGAAGAAGAUCGCGGGGUCAGGGGCGAUUCGCGUGCGACAACUGCGACCGGCGUUAUCACGAAAUGAAGAAUCUGAGAAGGCACAUGAUUAACGAGUGCGGCAAACAACCGAUGCACCAGUGCAUCUUUUGCCCGUACAGAGCGACCUAUAGGUCGUAUCUUCAGGUGCACAUGAUGAAACACGCCAGGCAAGGAUUUACGCCGCGAACAGCGAACGUCAGGCAACACAGGGACUCCUGAGCGACCCGAUCACGGACCAAACCUCGCGAAAUAUCGUUACGGGGAUCGAAGUUCGUUCGUUGCUUCGGCUCCCGAGCGCGCAGGCUAACGCGCGGAAGAAACGAGAACAGAGAAAAUAGUGACGAAAGGGGAGAGAACGAAAGGAAGAGAGCUAUCUAUCGUAGGUGCUAUUAAGAGAGGUAUUCCGAGUACGCGCGCGUUAGCGAGUCCGUCUUUGUGACUUUCGUAAACUGGACGACCAAAGGUGGCACGAAUCGAAUAAAAGUCUGUCACGUACCGUAACCGAACCACUGUCUCUGUCUCUCGUGCGUUAAUCACCCCAUUCCGCAUAAAACCGCAUCCUCGUAUCACUCUUGCCUCGUUUUGUCCUUCGUCGGAUCGUUCGAGGAGUAAGACCGUACGAGACGAGUCGGCGCGUCGCAACUAAAUCGGAACUAAACGAGAGUGUUUCCGCGCGGAUUAGGAGCAUCUUCGACUAACCGAGAUCGUCUCGUGUCUG